Molecule: messenger RNA, 1050 nt
Organism: Dichotomopilus funicola
Lineage: Eukaryota; Fungi; Ascomycota; Sordariomycetes; Sordariales; Chaetomiaceae
Product: mitochondrial carrier domain-containing protein
Exons: 2
Coding region: 1-1050 (349 amino acids)
Biological process (GO): mitochondrial transport; carnitine transmembrane transport
Cellular component (GO): mitochondrial envelope
Molecular function (GO): O-acyl-L-carnitine transmembrane transporter activity
Source: RefSeq, a predicted model, not a curated record
AUGACCUCUCAAGACACGGCCGGCGCAGCCGCCAACAAAAAACUUGCCUCCACCCUCCCCGACGCAGUGGCCUCCAAAGUCCCCCACCUCCCCGAGACAAAAGACGAGCUCAAAGCCGAGAUCAAAGCGGAAGCCAAAGCCGCCACCUCGGCCGGCCUCGCCCAGCUGCGGUCCUUUGUAGCCGGCGGCUUCGGCGGCGUGUGUGCCGUGGUAGUCGGCCACCCGUUUGAUUUGGUAAAGGUCCGUCUGCAGACGGCCGAGAAGGGGGUGUAUUCGAGUGCGAUGGAUGUGGUGCGCAAGAGCGUGGCCAAGGAUGGGUUGAGACGGGGGUUGUAUGCGGGUGUGUCGGCGCCGUUGGUGGGGGUUACGCCUAUGUUCGCCGUCUCCUUCUGGGGCUACGACCUCGGCAAAUCCAUCGUCCGCAGCACCAGCACCAUCACCUCCCCCGACGGCUCCCUCUCCAUCGCGCAAAUCUCCGCCGCCGGUUUCUUCUCCGCCAUCCCCAUGACCGCCAUAACCGCCCCCUUCGAGCGCGUCAAAGUGAUCCUGCAAGUCCAAGGCCAAAAGAAGCUCGCCCCGGGCGAAAAACCCAAAUACUCCGGCGGCACCGACGUCGUCCGCCAACUCUACCGGGAAGGCGGCAUCCGCUCCGUCUUCCGCGGGUCAGCGGCCACGCUGGCCCGCGACGGCCCUGGGUCGGCGGCGUAUUUCGCGGCGUAUGAGUAUAUCAAGAAGUUGUUGACGCCGCGGGAUCCCGUGACCGGGGAGGUCAGUGGGAAGUUGAGUUUGCCGGCGGUGACGUGUGCGGGUGCGGCGGCGGGGGUGGCGAUGUGGAUUCCGGUUUUCCCGAUUGAUACCGUCAAGAGUCGGUUGCAGACGGCGGAGGGGAAUGUGACGAUUGGCGGCGUGGUGAGGGGGUUGUAUGCGCAGGGGGGGUUUAAGGCGUUUUUCCCGGGGUUUGGGCCGGCGUUGGCGAGGGCCGUGCCGGCGAAUGCGGCGACGUUUUUGGGGGUUGAGUUGGCGCAUCAGGCUAUGAAUAAGGUGUUUUAG